This is a messenger RNA of Paramecium pentaurelia, 1741 nucleotides long. NCBI's taxonomy places the organism in Eukaryota, Ciliophora, Oligohymenophorea, Peniculida, Parameciidae. The record is from the annotation of a GenBank genome assembly.
AUGUAUAACCAUUAUCAUAAUUUACAGGAGAGAAUUUCGCCUAAAAAUCAUCAAAUAAAUAGCAAUUUUCCAUCUGAUAGAUUUCAUAAUAGUAAAUCCCCUCUUGCUAUUGAUAAAAUGCUUCAAAAUCCGAUUAAAAAGAACUCUCAAGAUAGAACUAUAUUGUAAUAUGAAUUCAUAAUUUUAGUAACUCCAUCAAUUUCAAUGACGAUGCAUAGUUAUAGAAAACACCUUAUUUCUUAAGCAUUGACAGUUUUCGAUCUAGAUCAAAAAGUCCAAUGCAAAUAACUAUUUAAAAAUCACCAAAACAAUCUGAAAUACCAAUAAAAAAGAAUUUAGCAAAUGAAUUUUACUUAAAUUGGAAUAAGCUAUCAUUAGAAAAGACAUUAAAAUAAAAAUAAUUGAUUAAUCUAAAUAUUAAUAUGAAUGAUAUUGCUUAGGUAUUUUAAGGACCUUAAUCAAAUAUAAAUAAUAAAUAAAACUUAAAAAAAUUUGAAAACAUCUUCCAAUAAUUACUUGUUAAGUAUGGAUCAACAUAAUAAUUAUAAAAAACAACAAUUAAAAAAUAAUAAUAUGAUGAUAAUGAAAAUGAUGAAGAACUAAAAAUUGACACAUAAAUUUGUGUAAAUAAAUCUAAUUUUGCUUAUCAUUUCAUAAUAGGUAAAGGAGGUUUUGGUAAAGUAUGGAAAGUUGAAUUAAAAAAAAAUAGAACCCUAUAUGCAAUGAAAGAAAUGUCAAAGGCUAAAAUUAUGGCUAAAAGAAGUGUGAAUUCUGUAUUAAAUGAACGCAAUCUUCUGACUUAAUUUAAACAUCCAUUUUUAAUUAAUAUGGUCUACUCUUUUUAAGAUAGAGAAAACUUAUAUUUAGUUAUGGAUCUAUUAACUGGAGGCGACUUAAGACAACAUUUAGGAAGAUUAAGGAGAUUCAAUGAACUAUAAACUAAAUUUUUUGUUUCUUGUAUUCUAUUAGCACUUGAAUAUCUACAUAAUUAAAAUGUUAUUCAUAGAGAUGUUAAACCUGAAAAUAUUGUUUUAGAUUCCAAAGGUUAUGCAAGAUUAACUGAUCUAGGUAUUGCUAGAAUAUGGAGACCUGAUAAUUCAUCAGAUAAUAGUGGAACCCCAGGUUAUAUGGGUAUAUCUUAAUUUCAUUCUAUUCAUAGCUCCUGAAGUAAUGUGUAGAUAAAAUCAUACUAUUGCUGUUGAUUAUUUUGCUUUAGGAGUUAUGACUUAUGAAUUUAUGUUAGGUCAUAGACCAUAUAAUGGAAAAUCAAGAUAAGAAAUUAAAGAUUAAAUCAUAUCCAAAUAAGUUUAAGUAAAAAGAAAUCAAAUUCCAAAUGAUUGGUCUCUUGAAGCUGCUGAUUUUAUAAAUAAAUUAAUUUAGAGAAAACAAAUAAAUAGAUUAGGAUUUAAUGGACCUGAAGAAAUUAAGAACCAUAUUUGGUUAUAAGGUGUUCCAUGGAAUAAAUUAUUAAAAAAAGAAAUUUAAUCUCCUUUUAUUCCAUCAGUAAUUAAUUAUAUUAAAAAAUAGCCUAUAUAAGAGAAUUUAGAAUACAAUAUUAGUAUAGAAACAGAAUCAUAAGAUGAAUUAAUAAUUGAAAAUAGAUUAUUGUUAAAAAAGAACUCUAUUUAAAGUAAAACUUUUACAUAUUUUAGAUUUAUUUGUUGGAUAUAAUUAUGAUUAAAAUACUAAAAUAAAUAUGAGGCUAACUAAAAGCACAAGUAGCACUCUAAAUUUAAAUUGA